CUGCAUCUCCACUUCUUGAACGCUGGAUAAGAUGUGCUUGAGUGUAUAAAGAGUUGGUUUUUUUCCCACUUCAUACGGUUUCAGGUUUCUGAAGAAUAUAAGUUAGUCCCAGACACGCUUUACCUCACCGUGAGCCUCAUUGAUCAUUUUCUUUCUCACAAUUUUAUAGAAAAACAAAGGCUCCAGCUACUUGGCGUUGCUUGCAUGCUAAUUGCCUCAAAGUAUGAAGAGAUUUGUGCACCAAGAGUGGAAGAAUUUUGCUUCAUCACUGAUAAUAUCUACACAAGAGAAGAGGUGCUGAAAAUGGAGAGCAAAGUUCUAAACUUCUUGUAUUUUCAGUUGUCAGUUCCAACCACAAAAACAUUUCUCAGGCGGCAAGCACAGGAAUCGGAAAUAUUAACCAUUGAUGUGAAGCCAGGGUGGAAGAAAGGAACAAAAAUUACUUUCCCAGAUAAAGGAAAUGAGCAGCCAAAUCAGCUUCCAGCAGACCUUGUAUUUGUAAUUGAUGAGAAACCCUAUGAUCUUUACAAAAGAGAUGGAAAUGAUCUUAUUGUCAACAAAAGGGUGUCACUAGCAGAAGCACUAGGGGGCACUACGAUAAAUCUAACUACUCUUGAUGGCGGUGGUGGUGAUGACACCAUUUUCUAAUUAACUUUAGGUAUCCUAUCGUACAAUUUUUGUAAAGAUGAGCUAGAUGUAUGAAAAGAACCAUAUAUACAUGGUGGGCAGUUGAAACC
Molecule: messenger RNA, 737 nt
Organism: Gossypium raimondii (Peruvian cotton)
Lineage: Eukaryota; Viridiplantae; Streptophyta; Magnoliopsida; Malvales; Malvaceae
Exons: 4
Coding region: 205-648 (147 amino acids)
Cellular component (GO): cytosol
Molecular function (GO): protein-folding chaperone binding
Source: RefSeq, a predicted model, not a curated record